AUGUCGGAAAAAUACGAAGCUCCCCGAAGAAAACCUACACGUCGUGAGCAGAGCGCAAGAUCUAGCGAAGGCACAGUCAGCACAAUGAUGAGCAAUUCUACUGGAAGGGAGUCGUCGGCGACGCAUGUUACAGAGGGUCCUGCAUACUCGAAGAAGAUUGUCGUAGUUGGUGAUGGUGGAUGCGGAAAGACAUGUCUUCUUAUAAGCUACAGUCAAGGCUAUUUCCCAGAGAAAUAUGUACCAACAGUCUUCGAGAACUACAUUACCUAUCCAACUCAUCAAGCAAGUGGCAAGACACUGGAGCUAGCUUUAUGGGAUACUGCUGGUCAAGAAGAAUACGACCGUCUCCGCCCUCUCUCUUACCCCGAGACCGAUUUGUUGUUCGUUUGCUUUGCAAUUGAUUGUCCCAAUUCCCUCGAGAACGUCCUGGACAAGUGGUAUCCUGAGGUAUUGCACUUCUGCCCAUACACACCUCUGGUACUCGUCGGCCUCAAGUCGGACUUGCGAACGAAACGAACAUGCAUCGAUCUCCUCAAGACCCAGGGAUUGACUCCUGUUACACAAGAACAAGGUCUAUCGGUUGCUCGCAAAAUGGGAGCACGAUACAUGGAGUGCAGUAGUAAGGAAAUGGUCGGCGUCGAUGAGAUCUUCGAAGAGGCCAUCAACACUGUUGUCGCCAACGAUCGAAGUAAUCAACGGCAAGAGCCAGAGCCAAGUUCCGGGGGACAGACCCAAUACCCAGUCGUCAGAAAGAAGAAGCGGAACUGCCGAUUCCUCUGA
This is a messenger RNA of Mollisia scopiformis, 780 nucleotides long. Its product is annotated as ras family protein. The record is from RefSeq and is a predicted model, not a curated record. Lineage: Eukaryota; Fungi; Ascomycota; Leotiomycetes; Helotiales; Mollisiaceae. The coding region runs from base 1 to 780 and encodes 259 amino acids. Gene Ontology annotation, molecular function: GTP binding; GTPase activity. Gene Ontology annotation, biological process: small GTPase-mediated signal transduction. The transcript has 3 exons.